Molecule: messenger RNA, 2159 nt
Organism: Setaria italica (foxtail millet)
Lineage: Eukaryota; Viridiplantae; Streptophyta; Magnoliopsida; Poales; Poaceae
Exons: 2
Coding region: 206-1681 (491 amino acids)
Source: RefSeq, a predicted model, not a curated record
GAUACUUCAGUAAAGGUAGGUUGUAGGUAUAAGCAGUAGCCCACAUGGAGGGGUGCCACCGGCGGCGGCAUGAUGGUCCUCCUAUCCCGGCGCAUGGUGUGGCCGUCGACUUCGCCGCCGCCGGCGACCUACGGGAACUACAGGUAGAUAUUGGUGGCGUGAUCAUGCAAGCAAGCAAGGCAGCAGCUAGGAUACAAACACGCAGAUGAUGCUCGUCAAGCACGGUGGCGUCCGCGUCGUGUCCCGGCGCACGGUGCGCCCGUUCACGCCGCCGCCGAUGGUGAACGGCAACAGCUGCCAUCCGGCUAAGGAGGAGGUCGAGGUGAUCCACUUGACGCCGUGGGACCUACGCCUGAUCAGCAUCGACUACAUCCAGAAGGGCAUCCUCUUGCCCAAGCCUCCGGUCUCCGGCGACGUCCUCGUCAACGCCCUCGAGUCAUCGUUCUCGCGUGCCCUCGAGCGGUUCUACCCGUUCGCCGGCCGGCUUGCCUCCGAGGAGCGCGGCGAUGGGACCAUGUCCGUGUUCUUGCGGUGCACCAGCGAAGGCGCCGAGUUCGUGCACGCCGUGGCGCCAGAGGUCGCCGUCGCGGACAUCGUCUCCUCGCUGUACACGCCACCGGCAGUUUGGGCGUUCUAUUCGAAUUCGUUCGACCAGGUUCUCGGCGCCGACGCCGCCAUCAAGUCCCUCCCUUUGGUGUCCGUGCAGGUCACCGAGCUCGCCGACGGCGUAUUCAUCGGCAUGACGCUGAACCACUCCGCCGGCGACGGCACCGCAUUCUGGCACUUCCUCAACACCUGGUCGGAGAUCCACCGACGAGCCGGAGGCGGCGUUGGCGUCAGCGACGACGACCUGCGCGAUCUCUCGACGCCGCCUCCGGUGCUCCAGCGAUGGUUCGUCGAGACCUGCCCCGUGCCCAUCCCCAUGCCAUUCAGCAAGCUUGAGCAUAUCGUGAAGAAGUUCGAGCGAACGGCCGUGCAAGAAUGCUUCUUCACCUUCUCCGCCGCGAGCGUCAAGAAGCUCAAGGCUCAGGCGAACGCCGAGAUCGCCGGCACGGACACUGCCGCCGCCACCAUCUCCUCGCUCCAGGCCGUCCUCGCCCACCUCUGGCGCGCCGUGUGCCGAGCCCGUCGCCUCCCUCGAGAACAGGUCACGUUCUACUCCGUCGUCGUCGGAUGCCGGGGCCGCGUCAACGGCAUCCCGCCGGGCUACGUCGGCAACGCCAUGGUGUUCGGCAAGGCGGUGGCCACCGCCGGCGAGAUCGAUGACAAGGGUCUGGGCUGGACGGCGUGGUUGCUGAACCGCGCCGUGGCCUCGUUCGACGAGGCAAGCAUGAGGGAGUCGCUGGAGUCGUGGGUCCGGGACCCGGACUUCACGUACAUGGGCAACCUGUCCUCGGCCGGCACGGCGCUGGUCACCGGAAGCUCGCCGAGGUUCGACGUGUUCGGCAAUGACUUCGGGUGGGGGAAGCCGGUGGCGAUCCGGAGCGGUGCCGGGAACAAGGCCGACGGCAAGGCGACGGUGUUCGAGGGUCCCGAGCGGGGAGGGAGCAUCUCUCUAGAGGUUUGCAUCGCGCCGGACGCGCUCAAGAGGCUCGUCGCCGACGAGGAGUUCAUGGACGCGGUGACGACUGAUGAGCUUGCCGGCGUAAGGGUUGACCGUGAAUUAAUCACAUAUAAUUGACAAGCUGGCAUGCAUUUACCUGCAUGCAGAGAAGGUGAGCAUUAAAGUUUGUUGCAUGUGCAUGUACGCCGCCUCAACCGUUGAUGCAGAAUCAAAUAUCGUGGUCCAUUUAGUUAAAUAAUACUCCACUCCGUUCUAAACUAUCUAACCUAGAAAAGUCAAAACGAUCUAUGAUUAGAUCUAUGAUUUAGAAUGGAGGAAGUAUACAUGUACUUGUUCUUCAGUGGUUCUUGCAUUAUAGUCAAACAAUUUGUUAUGAAGGUUCUUGCAUUAGAGUCAAACAAUUUGUUAUGAAGUUCUUAAGGUUGUGUUCAAGGACGUGUCACCACGAUUAUUGCUAGUUCAAGUUACAAGGAAAUGUGCUUACUUUGGAAAAGGUGAAUUAUAAUUCCAUUAGCAGUCGUAUGGAAAGUUAUUGUUAUUGAGAUCAAUAAUCUUUGGAGAGCUAAUUUACCGGUCGUAUGGAAAGUUGUUGUUA